AUGGAAGUUGCGCAGAAGGGUUUGAAAGCUCUUCUGAAGCUGAUGGCUGAGGUGGAAGAAACACUGAAGCGAAUUCAGAGCCAAAAAGGAGUGCAAGGAAUCAUUGUUGUUAAUUCUGAAGGUAUUCCUAUCAAAAGUACGAUGGACAACUCCACAACGAUUCAGUACGCGGGCCUCAUGCACAGCUUCAUCAUGAAGGCAAGGAGCACCGUGCGAGACAUUGAUCCCCAGAAUGACCUCACAUUCCUGCGGAUCCGCUCUAAGAAAAACGAAAUCAUGGUUGCGCCAGAUAAAGACUACUUCCUGAUCGUCAUCCAGAAUCCAACUGAAUGAUUACACUGACUUGGUCUGGUUUUUUCCCUUUGCCCAGCUGUUUUUUUUAAUUUAAUGGUAAAGAAUAGAGCAUUAGUGUUAACUCUGCUGUGCCACUUCAAUAAUGUCUGGAAAAACAAAAGCAGGUGUUUUUGUUGUUUACAAACAGAAAAAGUGGCUUUUUUUUUUUGUAUCACAAGUCGUUUUGAGGAAGAGUUGGUGAAUUAGAAUCAGGCAGUAAAAAAUGCAACAGAUUCUUUUAAUAGUUAAGAAGAUAAUAUAAUGAAAUUCUAAUAACGUUCUAAAAAAGAUUA
Molecule: messenger RNA, 626 nt
Organism: Nipponia nippon (crested ibis)
Lineage: Eukaryota; Metazoa; Chordata; Aves; Pelecaniformes; Threskiornithidae
Source: RefSeq, a predicted model, not a curated record